AGCCGUGGCUAUGUAAACUGCGUUUGCUUUCAACGAUUCUUUCAUUCUCGCUUUACGUUCCGCACGUUCUCAAUAACGGGAGUUUUCAUCACGCUUCACGGGGACGCCAUCAAAGACAAGUGUAAGUCUCCGUAAGUCCUGUAGCGGUGGUAUUAAUGUUGUAUUGGUCUGAUGACGAGAUGAAGAUAUUUAGUGAUCUAAGUUCGAUGUGAAGCCUGAGAUAUCUUACCACCCUUUGAACUCGAGUAGGCUUGAAGGUAGCAAGAAGGCCCAAGUAAAUACGCGAAAUUUGUUUUGCUCGAGACACAAAAUACUUCUUUUUUUAAAUCAGAUAUGGUAGGCAAAAGAUGGAGAUCUCUCUUUUCGGGUUAUUUUUCAUAUAAAUUCAUGGUCAACACUCAAUGCCGAAAGGCAUUUCUUGUCAUUACAAUGAUAAACCUAGCUAUAUUCAAUAAAAACCCGCGUGUAAGAACCUAGUAAUUUAAAAACCUAUAGGCAGAAAUUUUAGAUUUUAAAACCCUGCACAAAAGGUUAAUCUCUUUCAGAUCGCUAUAAUAAGGGGUUGGCUUACGGGUUGUGAUUGUGCUUAGACGAGGCGUGGGUAAAAAAAUUAAAAGACAACUCAGGAAACAAACUUGGCUUCCUCUUGGCAGGAAAAAAACAACAGGAUUUAAUAUAAGGGGCCCGUGGUGAAAAUUUAAUGCUCCUUAUGUUUGGGUUAUUAGAUUUAUUUUUCAAGACAGCAUCAAAUAUAUUUUUCAUGCCAAUAUAUUAGGGGACCUUCAUACUUGGUAAGCAAAUUGUUUGGAGGUCUAAGACUCUGGAUUAGUGAGAUAAAUACGAUACCAAGCGGCAGGGUAACUCACUGCGAGCCUCUUUUUGGCGGGAAUUAUCAGCAUAACCCACAAUGCUUCUUGAGAUGCGUGAACGGAAAAUUCAUAUACCUCUAAAUAUGGACUUAUAUUUCUAUAUUAGGCAAUGCAAACAAUCGACACCAUCCGUGGGGACUAGGUUUGAUAUGUGUAUAUUUAUUGGCGAAGGGAUGAGGCACCAAUUGCAUAAAAUGUUGUUAAGAAAGACGAUGAAAUAAGAGAAGUGUGUAAAAACAACGCUGCUGCAAAGAGGAUCUUCAUCAAAUGUGUUAUUAGGGAAAGCUUAUGCAUGAAAAUUGGCUGCGUCAUUUUCAUUUACUUUUUAAAUCAUUACAAUUUAUGUCCCAUAGAAUCAUACGCUCUCAUUCCUUAUCUUUAUAACUGCAUUAUCUGUACAUAGAGCAAAAUUCGCUAUGCCUAUGAUCUUAUGCGCAAGCUCUAGUAAUUAGUGCAAAAUUCAAAAGGAUUGAUGAUUUCGAUUACGCAGCCAUAAACCAGCCAAUAAAUAAGGUAUAGCAGUUAACUGAAACUUUGAUAAAAAGUCGUUAAAAACAAUUGAGGUGAAAUUGGAGAUAGUUAGAGAGAAGAGAGUAAUACCAUUUUGGACAUCGGUGAUAUUCACUCAGUUCACGCAGCGUGUCUACGAAAAUUAAAAUAAAAAAAAAGAAAAGCAUCGAGGUUUUUUUAUGAGAAUAAAAAGCAAGGAAAGACGUGUUCCUCAGAUAAGUAUUCUACUACAUUUUUAACGCGUUUAAUUGUUCGUUAAAGACAUGUGUAGUGAAUUGCAGGGAGGGGUGGUAAAUACAUGAGCAACGCCGUAGGGCGGUGGUACCUAUUGGCGUUUUAUGAAUAGUACUCCUUGAAGGGUAAUUCAAUGUAACAACAAUGUAUCAAAUUUGACCAACAAAGUAAAGUACAAUACAUUAUUAUUGUGCUUAAGGCUAUAGUUUAAAGUCUUUGAGUUUAUUUGUACUUUAGCUCUCUUCAAACGAAGCCGAACCCGUUCACGAGUUGCGUCAUGAGUCUGAUCACUUAGUAACAUCAAGGUUAGCAAGGUAUGUUUUCCUUGGUCUUCCUCCAUGGCAAUUUCUUAAGAAAAGAUGCCAAGCCAAGGUUCUAGCCUUUAUCUGUGAACAAUCUAAAUUGACUGCUUGAUUCCGACCAUUUAAGGUGUCCUGUUACUGUAAAUUAAAUCAAAGUCAUCUCGUGUCAUCACAUAGUCUCAGCUGAUAGUAUGAUCGUGUUUCCCCACACGAAACUGUAAGUAUUUAUAAGCUUAGAACAAUAAUAGAGCAAAUAUGUCUUGGUGUACUGGCAUUUAUGUGUCCUGACCCGAGUAUAAUGACGCUCACUGCCUAGUCCAAAGCCAAUAUAAACAAGAAACGAAUAAAAAACUACUUCAUCUCAUUUCAUUUUUUGUGAUGUAUAUGGUUUGUGACGUAAGCAAGGAAAGUGAUAAAUCUACAACCUAUACUUCCGGUUUCGCCGCGUAUUCAUUUCAUUCAGUUUUUAUAAAUAAUUAGUGAUCGGCAUUUUAAAAUGCUGUGGUGAAAUCUAGACUUUUAGACUAAGUUUUAGCGCGUUGUUAGCCACCCAUUUGCAGCGCUAUAGUAAUAACAAAAAAAAAAUAAAGCAAUUUCGCCUAAAGAAGUGCGUGUUAAUGCGAUGUCAAGAGCUUGUGAUCGUUCCAUGUGUCGCGGACUCAUUGUCCACAAAAGCGUUUUUCUGUUUGUUGCUAGCUUUUAAGGACGGCACACGACAGAUCACAUCCUUGUUAAAAAUAGUUGUUGAUCUUGCAAAUGUGACGUAGAAAUUGGGUAGUAUUAUCCGUUAGUGAGUUGAUUUUAUCUGACAGCUAUAUCUUCCUCUGCGCGAACAAAGCCAUCUCCAUUCUGGUUUAUUGUUUUUUUCUCGGCAUUGCAAAGUCAAGCACUGUUAGUCCUGUUCCACGGCAAAUCAAGCAUAUGUAUCGAGAGAUGUCGGAACCAGUCACCUUCGCGUAUUUCAGCGCUAUUCCUAUCUAGCGACGACCAGUCGGCAACGCUUUAAGCCUUGCAGCAACUGAAGACAGAUUUCCCGCAGACAUGAAUAAUUCUACAGUAGGAGAAACCCUUAUGGAGGACCCCCCAGCCAUCCGCUACACCCGCCUGUUUCUCUACCCCCUUAUCUUCGCCGUGGGCGUGGCUGGCAACUCCCUCGUCUGCGCUCUCAUCCUGAAGAACGGCAAGUCGUCGUCCGCCAACGGCUACUUCAUCCUAAAUCUGGCCAUCUCCGACCUGAUGGCACUCCUCCUUUAUUUGCCAUUUGACCUGGUCUACCUUGAAAACAGCUACAUCUGGCCGUUUGGAACUUUCCUGUGCAAGUUCAUCAAUUGCCUGAGUAAAGUGUCGGUGACGGUAUCUGGGUCUACUUUGGUAGCGAUAAGCUAUGAUCGUUACAGAGCUAUUGUGCACUCCCUUCGAGGAAGAUUGAGCCAGAGACAGGCUAUGGUCAUCAUGGCCUGCAUCUGGGUCUAUUCCGCCUUGCUGCAGCUUCCAUACGCCUUUGCGCUCAAGCUUAUGGGCAGAGAGUGCAUAAUUGACUUUCAGUUCUGGGGCGGUUCCGAGUUGUAUCAGAUCAACUACGUUCUUGGCGUAUUCACUCCAGAAUUUGUGAUCCCUGCUAUAGCUAUCACGCUAGCGUACACGCGAAUAGUCUGCCACUUGAAGAAAACACACAAAAAGAAUUCCCAGCAUGGAUUGUACCAAAAGUCAACGAUGGCGGCGCGCACCAGGCAAAAUAAGAAAACCACGAAGGUCUUAACGGGACUUGUAACCAUCUACAGCAUCUGCAUUCUGCCGCACAUGAUAUGUGUUCUUAUGGUGAUCUUUAACAAGUCCUAUUUGGGCUCUUUCGCGAUGAGACUUGCGUACGAGUUCACUCGGCUUCUCACCAUCACGAACUCUUGCUUGAAUCCUCUGUUGUAUGGAGCAAUCAGCAAGUCAUUCAGGACAGACCUCAGUAACUUUUUGCGGGGGAGGAGGGGGUCACGGGCGUCCAUGAAAUUCCUCCGUUCAAGUGUCCACAUGGGCAACAAGCAAGCGAACAAGUUCACAGAGGCAGGGAUUCCUCUAGAAAAUUCAUUCCAGUAAAAAGCACGUUUUAUCGCUGAACUGUAAAUAAUGAAAAUAUGAGAGUACGAGAAUAAGCAGCGCAUCUCUCACUUUUUGUUUUUACUUAUAGAUUUGCAUCAUUUUCCUGUGCAUGUAAAAAAAAACAUUUUCAAAAUCUGUUACCAACAUACAAAGUAGAACGCAGAAAUCUGGUAUAGAUGCAUUUAAAGUGUGUCCGGCUAUAAACACUACAAGGUAACGGGUAUUAUCAGCUGUUUGUAUUCAGAGAACAUCCUCCGAUCUACUACUCUUCUCCCAAGUUAAAAAUGGAUCCACCUAGAUAUUGAAUACUACCUUAAAGGUAUCUCUCCGCAAGUGGACAUGUUCCCAAGAAAAUAUAUAACAAGCUUUUCCCCGUGUUUAACGUGGCUCUAGCAAAAUGAAAUUCAGAAUGUUUUACUUAUCAUACUAUUCAGAAAAGAAGGGUCUUUAUUACACGGCUCUCCGAAGAUAAGUAAAUUAACAGGGUCUCUUGCCGUACUUACAAUGUCUCUGAAAGUGAGUAGUCCAGUUUCGAAUUCGACUGUGACCGCUGGAAAAAGGUACACCAAUACAAAGAGGGACGUUUUCUUUCUAUUUCGAAGUUUUAGUUGAUACCCAGCAACCCUAGACAAACUCCCACCUCAAAAUACAAAGGAAUUUAGUUAUCUGGAAAUGGCCAUUCAUACUCUGACAGAUUUUACAUUUUAGGAAAAGCGAACGCUUUUGUUCUCGUGAUCGCACGGAUCAGAAAUAGGCCACGUGACUUUUUUGGGUGGCAUGCUCGCACGCGCUCCGGCUUUUGGCGCCAAAAUAACAACAACAAAAAGGAAAUUAUUUAGCGCUUUCGAAUCAGCCAGAAAAUGUCAAAAGGGCUUAUUUUAAUUAAAAAAUUAAAUUUUUUUUUUGCCACUUAAAGAGUCACGUUGCCUAUACAACUACACUGUAGAACUUGACUGGACGGGCGCGUAACGAAACUGAACUUCAAGUCCCUAUUAAGUCCCAACUAUUCCGCUUAUGCGUGUUCUAUUGUACUAUACAUUUCGUUAACUUUUCUAUCUGGAAUUUUAAGCAAUUCAACUUUGCAUGCAGCUAAUGUGUUUGAGUUAUUGUUAGGGCGCCAAGAUUUGAUAAUCAAACUCAUGGCAAUAUUGCCGAGUUAUUAAAACAGCCUUAUCACCA
Messenger RNA from Nematostella vectensis (starlet sea anemone), 5185 nucleotides. Its product is annotated as galanin receptor type 1-like. Gene Ontology annotation, biological process: G protein-coupled receptor signaling pathway. The record is from RefSeq and is a predicted model, not a curated record. The transcript is spliced from 2 exons. Gene Ontology annotation, cellular component: membrane. Gene Ontology annotation, molecular function: neuropeptide Y receptor activity. NCBI's taxonomy places the organism in Eukaryota, Metazoa, Cnidaria, Anthozoa, Actiniaria, Edwardsiidae. The coding region runs from base 2957 to 4003 and encodes 348 amino acids.